Salvelinus namaycush (lake trout) is the source of this 1785-nucleotide messenger RNA. Its product is annotated as frizzled-5-like. Lineage: Eukaryota; Metazoa; Chordata; Actinopteri; Salmoniformes; Salmonidae. Gene Ontology annotation, biological process: non-canonical Wnt signaling pathway; canonical Wnt signaling pathway. The record is from RefSeq and is a predicted model, not a curated record. The transcript has a single exon. Gene Ontology annotation, cellular component: plasma membrane. Gene Ontology annotation, molecular function: Wnt-protein binding; Wnt receptor activity. Bases 1 to 1785 code for a protein of 594 amino acids.
AUGACGCACAACUGCCCGCUUUACAUCAGCGUCGUUCUGUGUCUGCUCCUGCUGAUGCGCGCACAACCGGUGCGAGCUGCCUCCAAGGCCAUCGUGUGUGAACCCAUCACGGUCCCCAUGUGCAAGGGCAUCGGCUACAACCUCACCUACACUCCCAACCAGUUUAACCACGACACUCAGGACGAGGUGGGGCUGGAGGUGCACCAGUUCUGGCCGCUGGUGCGCAUCCACUGUUCCCCGGACUUGCUCUUCUUCCUCUGCAGCAUGUACACCCCUAUCUGCAUCCCGGACUAUCGCAAGCCUCUGCCCCCGUGCCGCUCUGUGUGCGACCGGGCCAAGCGCGGCUGCUCCCCACUGAUGAGCCAGUAUGGUUUUGAAUGGCCCGAGAGGAUGAGCUGCGAGGGGCUGCCAGAGCUGGGUGAUGCUGACCGCCUCUGUAUGGACCGGAACAGCAGUGAUGUCACAACUCUGUCCCCAGGCCCGGCCUUCCCCCCGAAGCCUACCCCCAAGGCCCCCCACCGCAACCCAGCCCGCCGCAGGCCGCCUCUCCUGCCCAAACCCCACCACAGUCACCACCACCAGGACUGUGAACAACGCGGCUGCCGCUGUCGCCACCCCCUGGUGUCCGUCAAGACUGAGGCCCGCUCACUGUACGGCCGCGGCGUCCACACAGGCCCCGUGGAGAACUGCGCCCAGCCCUGCCGUCAGCCCUACUUUACCCCGGAUGAACACGCCUUCACCUCCCUCUGGAUCGGCCUGUGGUCGGUCCUCUGCUUCGUCUCGACCUUAACUACUGUGGUCACGUUCCUGAUUGACCGCGACCGCUUCUCCUACCCCGAGCUGCCUAUCGUCUACCUGGCUGCCUGCUACCUCUUCAUCUCCCUGGGAUACAUGGUGCGGCUGGCGGCGGGCCACGAGCGUGUGGCGUGCUCCGAGGACGGCGGGCACGUGCUGUAUGAUGCUUCGGGCCCUGCCGGCCUGUGCACCUUGGUGUUCCUGCUGGUCUACUUCUUUGGCAUGGCCGGUGCAAUCUGGUGGGUGGUACUCUCGCUCACCUGGUUCCUGGCGGCGGGCAUGAAGUGGGGCAACGAGGCCAUCGCCGGGUACUCGCAGUACUUCCACCUGGCCGCCUGGCUGGUGCCCAGCAUCAAGACCAUCGCCGUGCUGGCCCUGAGCGCUGCAGACGGAGACCCUGUGGCAGGGAUAUGCUACGUGGGAAACCAGAGUGUGGAGAGCCUGCGGGGCUUUGUGCUUGCGCCCCUGGUGGUCUACCUCUUCACAGGCUCCCUCUUCCUCCUAGCGGGAUUUGUAUCGUUGUUCCGCAUCCGCAGCGUCAUCAAGCAGGGGGGGACCAAGACGGACAAGCUGGAGAAGCUGAUGUUAAGGCUGGGCCUCUUUACCGUCCUCUACACGGUCCCUGCCGCGGUGGUGGUGGCCUGUCUGGUGUACGAACAGCACCUCAGGCCCCAGUGGGACAGGGGCCUUUCCUGCUCCUGCCAGGCUGAGAGAGAGAGGCUCGGCCUAGGGCCGGACCACGCCAUCUUCAUGCUGAAGUACUUUAUGAGCCUGGUGGUGGGGAUCACCUCAGGGGUGUGGGUGUGGUCUGGGAAGACUCUGGAGUCGUGGAGGAGGUUCCUGGGGAGGUGCUGCUGUUCAUGUCCCUGCUGGGGCCACAAACCGUCCAGCGCGUCAGUGUACAGCGAGGCCAGCACAUCCCUCACGACACGCACCGGGCUGCUCCCCUCGCAGUCUGACCACAAGUCCCUGUCGCACCCAUCUGUGUGA